AGCUGCGCUGAUGCUCCACUUGUGUCAGUGCGUCGUUGCUGCCUCCAUCUCCAUUGAAGCAUGGACCCAUCUGUUCGUCCUCUCCUCCUUAUAUCCCACCUGCAUCUCCCCACCAUAGCUGCCACCCUUCUACGCCAUUACCCCCAUUGCUCCAAGGUAGAGAGUAAACGCCCAACGUGCUAAAAUGGCGGGUGUAGCGACGGCUCCAGCUGCACGCCGUGCAGUGACAGCCGUGGUUGUGCUCGCCGCGCUGCAGACUGUCCUCUGUGGUUCCAACCACGUAAAUUUUGCCAGUGUCGCGCGCGGCGGCAAUGCGCCAUCUUUGCGGCCCCGCGCAAACGGCACGGACGUCGCUGUCCCCGCGCCGGCGCCGUCGGGGACCUCGGUGGAAGGGUGUGGGUGCGCGCCGGCGCCGGCGCCGUGGGAGUUCUUGAACAAGAAGCUGGCGGCGCUGUACCCGGUGAUCCAGGCGUUCAAGAGGAUCAUCACGUGCGACCCGCACGGCGUGACGGCGACGUGGGUGGGCACCAAGCUCUGCGACAGCUUCAACGGUGGCGGCAUGUACAAGGGCUUCUACUGCGACUACCCGCCGGACGCGCCGAUGACCCUCACCAUCGCUUCCAUCGACUUCAACGGCUUUGGCCUGUGCGCGCCGACGCUGGCUGGGUUCGUCGACGCGUUCCCGGACCUCGCCCUGUUCCACGCCAAUUCCAACAACCUCACCGGCGACGUCCCUAACCUCACCAGCCUUCCGUACUUCUACGAGCUCGACCUCUCCAACAACAACUUCUCCGGCCCGUUCCCGGACACCGUCGUGCCACUCGGCGGUCUCCUCUUCCUCGACCUCCGCUUCAACGGCUUCGCCGGCACGGUGCCAUCCCCCGUGUUCGACAUCACCGUGGAGGCGCUGUUCUUGAACAACAACGGCUUCACCGGCCGCAUCCCGGACAGCUUCGGCAGCACGACGGCCAAGUACCUCGUCGUGGCCAACAACCAGUUCACGGGCCCGAUCCCACGCUCCAUCUACAACACCUCGGAGACGCUGUCCGAGGUGCUGUUCCUCAACAACAAGUUCUCCGGGUGCCUCCCCUACGAGAUCGGGCUGGUGGAGGGGCUGGCGGUGUUCGACGCCGGCGGCAACGACAUCACGGGGCCCAUCCCCCUAUCGUUCGGGUGCCUGGGCGACGUGGAGGAGCUCAACCUGGCGGGGAACCAGCUGUACGGCCACGUCCCAGACGUGUUGUGCCUGCUGGCCAAGACCGGGAAGCUGCAGAACCUGUCGCUGUCGGACAACUUCUUCCACUCCGUGGGGCACCACUGCAUGGAGCUCGUGCGGAGCCGGGUGCUGGACGUGCGCCGCAACUGCAUCCUCGGAUUCCCCGACCAGCGUCCCGCGCUCGAGUGCUCGUGGUUCUACGCCGACCCGACCAAGCACUGCCCCUUCAUACCGCACAUCCCCUGCGCCCUGCCCGGGUUCAGGCCGCCUGCUACCGCGCUGCCGGCGACGGCGCACGGCCGUCCCCAAGGGGGUGGCAACUGAAUCACUCAAAUUUGUCAGCGUUUCGCCGUUCUGAUCGCACGAUGGGCUACCACAGGGGGAAAUAAGUCCACCGUUGCGAGAUGGUGCUCUGACACUGGAGGUCAAAUCACUGCCUACUAAACGAGUACAAAAAAUUAGCUUC
Phragmites australis (common reed) is the source of this 1682-nucleotide messenger RNA. RefSeq lists its product as uncharacterized. The record is from RefSeq and is a predicted model, not a curated record. The coding region runs from base 185 to 1540 and encodes 451 amino acids. Lineage: Eukaryota; Viridiplantae; Streptophyta; Magnoliopsida; Poales; Poaceae. Gene Ontology annotation, molecular function: protein binding. The transcript has a single exon.